Exophiala mesophila is the source of this 2116-nucleotide messenger RNA. RefSeq lists its product as uncharacterized. NCBI's taxonomy places the organism in Eukaryota, Fungi, Ascomycota, Eurotiomycetes, Chaetothyriales, Herpotrichiellaceae. The record is from RefSeq and is a predicted model, not a curated record. Bases 235 to 1773 code for a protein of 512 amino acids. The transcript is spliced from 3 exons.
UGAAGUUCGACUGCGCAAGAUUCGCCUGACCAGAAUCCGAUCUUGAAUCUUCACCAACUUAUUUAGAUCCUAGCCUCGCCCUGUCAGUCGAGACAUUCAACUCCUCCCACGCUCUUAUAUCUAAUCUUCAUCCUCAGAUUCUACUUUCACACCCUCGCGUUGUUAUCUACACCUUGCCUAACCACCGCUCUAGCCUAUCCCCUGCAUGCUCACUCAGUUUCAACACCCUCGCAAAUGCCCGACAUGGCUCGCUAUGAUCCUUUUGCUCCCACCUAUGAUCAUCCUCUAGUCAACUCAAGCCCUGAUUUCGGCUCUCGCUCAACUCCCUUCAGAACUCGUACCAUUGGCGAUCUCACCGCUGUUGCUCCUCACACUUCCUUUCGAGAACGCAAUAAACGCCUGAAGAGUUUGGACGAAGAGAAGAAUCAACUUAUCGAGGAUCUUUUGCUCCAUCUCGAGUCAACUCAAAGUCAACUCGAUCGACUUCAACUUGAGUACAAUCGAGAAAUUAAUUUCACUCAGACCGCAAGACAAGAACAUGCCUCCAUGCGUGAACAGCUGGAUGUUGUCAAGUCGAUUAUGGAUCGAAAUCCCUUUAUUUCCGUAUUAAUAGACGGUGACGCCACCAUCUUCCACAAAGAUUUGAUCUCGAAAGGCGAAAAAGGCGGUAAAGAGGCAGCAGACGCUAUCCACAGUGCUAUCAAUUAUUUUUGCAGUCAAUACCUCCCACAUCUCGAUGCCCCUAAGGUUUUCGUGCGGAUAUACGCAAAUUUGAAGUCACUUGCGGAAAACCUCUCGAGACUGAAAAUCAUCGCACAUCCUUCCCAUCUCGACGAUUUCAUCCGCGCCUUUAAUACAUCGCAAUCUACCUUCGACUUGGUUGAUGCAGGCACCCGGCCUGAAUCAACAAAAGAAAAACUUGUGGAACAAUUCAAGACGAGUCUCUAUGACUGUCACUGUCACCAAAUUGUCCUCGGCGUCGAUGGUUCAUAUGCCCCAAUGUUGGGAGAAACCCUGAAAGAUCCUGCAGUCAUCAACCACAUCACCCUACUCGAGACUCAGCCAUUUGACAAAAACUUCGACAGUUUGAAGAACGAGCUCAAGGUCACUCGCAUUGAUGGAAUCUUUAUGACUACCAAAUUGGCUCUUUCUCCAAUUUCGUCCAAGGGGCCUCUUCAAGCAGUGACCGCCACCUUGCCAACUCUCACACGCGUCGAGUCAAAUGGCACAGCAGGGACCGCCUCUUCCGCGAGCACACCGGCCAUCACUUGGGCGUCCAUGACAGCGCAGGCUCUCAAUGCCUCAGCACCUCCCUCAAAAGCGAGCACCACUAGAACCUCGACCCCGAAUUCGCUAAGAAGCCCCGAGCCAACUGCGGCCAAACCUGUCACAAAGAUAAUUGAGCGGAACAGAGCCGGCCAGAGAAUUGACAAAGUCGACACGACUAUCCCCAACCAUGAAAUCCAACGCAUCAAAAAGCUGAAGCUCUGCAAUAUCUUCUACCUUCAAGGAGCUUCCUACUGCACAACUAAUAAUUGUUCGCAUUCACACAGCUAUCCUCUGUCAAAGGGCGAGCGCAAUGUUCUUCGCGAGGUCGCUCGAAUGACUCCUUGUUACUACAAAAUGGACUGUUCAGAUCCCGAAUGCAUUUACGGCCAUCGCUGUCCACAAAACAAGCCUGAUGACGGAGGUUGCUGGUAUGGACCAGACUGUCGCUUCUAUGGUUGGGGCCAUGGCAUUGACACGAGAGUUGUAAAGACCACUAGAGUCUAAUCGAGGAUGCCUGCCUACUUGACUCGCUGUCGAGGACCUGCAGCAUUCAUGAAACUUGUUCCGUUGCUCUUGUGGAAAGGAUGGUAGGAUGGAUAAUGGGAUGAUGUCGGUGAACAUCAGGGAAUGGCCCAUGGCUACUUUUUUCUCGCAAUCCAACCCAAGAGAUACCCAGUGCUUGAUGGAUUUAUGAAUAUUAGCUGGGCGUUUUAAUCAGGACGGGGAUCUGUGUCAGACAGGACGUGCAUCCACUCUUUUAAUGUUGUAACUUGUUGCCCAGGAGUAGCGAGUUUGCUACUUCGUCAUUAGAAUUCCGCGAAAAUAUCCGACCUCGUGUUAAUAAACC